AUGCAGCUCAAUGCCCAAACGUUCGAUAUUCUCUGUGUUCAGGAAACCUACUGGCGAGAAGAUCGCCAAUGGAGCGACGCUGGGUGGACAUACAUCCACCAUGGGAGCGGCCAGAACAAGGAGGCCGGGCUACUCGUGUGCGUGGCUAAGACCUUUGCCCCUGAAACCGCGAUUAGGCACACUCCUACCGUACCCGGCAGGCUGCAACAUAUUCGCAUCUUCCCCUCGAAGGGGCACCAGCCACUUGAUGUUCUGCAUGUGUAUCAAUAUGCUUGGUAUCACCGAAAAAGGGAUAACCCCGGCGACUGGUGGGCUGACUGCCUCAAUCGACGGGCGGGUUUUCUGCACAAACUCAGCUCGGCCCUCAAGGGGAUACCCCAGAGAAAUGUGCUGUGCGUGCUGGGCGAUCUCAACACACAGCUUCUGCCGAAAGGAGGUGUGGUCGGAACGGGCGUCCCACCGAGCCCGGGCCCUCAUCUUGAUGUGCCCGAGCUCACCAACACCUUGGAGACCUUUGGCCUGCUGGCUCUGAACACGUUCGGGCCAAGCCCAGGCAGCACAUUCAUCAAUGAGAGCAACGGCACCCAAUCCCAAAUCGACUACAUCAUUGCCCGCUCGGCCCACAGUGACAAAACCAGCCGUCAAGCUGCCACCAUUGCAGACUGGCCGGUCGGUGCGGCCCGACUUGGUAUGAAACACCUGCCCUUGCAAGGCUCUCUGCCUCUGAACUGGUGCCCCUGGAACCUCACUGCACGAAGACCCCCUGCUGUGCGCCCCCACAAGGUCGUGGCUGAGUUGGGGGCGAACCCUGCUCUACAGGCCACCUUCGAGGCCCACCUCCGUGCCAUCCUGCCCCCAAACGCUUCAAUCCAGGACAUUGAUCGUACCCUCCAGGAUGUGUGGCUACAGCUUUGUCCGGCAACAGCCGGCAACAAGCAAAGCCGAGACAAGAAUGAGCAGGCAGGCGCACCACAGCUUCAUACGGCACCUCGCAUAUGGGAACUCAGGGCAGAGAAGCGGCGACUGGCCGAGGACACCAGCCUGCAUGGUCAACUUGCCCACUGGCGAACCUCAGUUCGGCUGAGUGAGCUCGAACGUGCCGCAGGUGCAGCCCGCAGGCACCGUAAGCGACAGUUCCUUCUGGACCAAGUGGAGCAGGCCGAAACUGCUGCCGGCAAGGGCCACCUUUCCAAGGUUUAUGCGGUGGUAAGGCGCCUUGCACCCAAGAAGGUCAACUUGAGGCUUCAUGUUCGCACUCCGGAGGGACACAUGCAGGGACCCCAAGCAGAACGUGAAACAUUGCUGGCCCAUUUUCGUGAUCUCUAUCGGGCUCCUGAGGCACAGCCCCACCGUGUCCUGCCAUGCCAGGAGCCCCUGUUCACACCCGCUGGUUGCACAACAGCCCUGGCCCGGCUCCCAGCACAGAAAGCCGCACACCCGAAAGCCGCCCCAGGGAUACUGUGGAAGCUUGGUGCCACGACUUUGGGCCCCAUGCUCAGCCGCAUCCUCAACGAUUCCUAUGCCGAGGUGCCCUGGAGACUCCCGAUUGAGCUCAGACAAGUUGCCCUCUGCUUGGUUCCCAAGCCAGGGCGCCGUGCACAACAACCGGCCGACGCACGGCCGAUCAGCCUCAUUCACCCGGCCAACAAAGCGCACGCCUCGAUGCUGAAUGAGCUCCUUGCGCCAUUCCUACUCCCGUACCUAGCCUCGUCGCCACAAUUCGCGUACUGUCAUGGGCGCUCAACUGCCGAAGCUCUUCACCGCGUCUACUCGCACUUCUUUGCUGUUCGCGCAAAGGCCCCAGUGCGAGCACGCAUGGUCCAGCGCCGCCAGGACCGCACUGUCCAGCACCCGUGCACUGGUGGGAUAAGCUUCUCACUGGACGUUGCUCAGGCCUUCGACUCCAUACCUCGUUGGGUGAUUGUUGCCGCAUUGAGGGCAGCCGGAGCCCCAGAGGAUAUGAUCACCCAGAUUGUCACCCUUCAUGCGCAGAUUGUGCUUGAAAUCGAUCACGGGGGAGAUGUUGCAACUUGCCACACAGCCCGGGGUGUGAGACAGGGAUGUCCCCUUUCCCCGUCACUCUGGGCUGCUGCGACCACCUUUGUCUAUCAUCGUCUCCUGGAAGCUCUAGGCCCCGACGCGUCGCAAGUCAUCACAAUGUUCGCCGACGACGUGAUUGGCCAGUGGCGCAUCACAUCCCCGGAGGCACUCCAAGAUGGACUCGAGCAGAUUCGUAGGAUGGUCAGGGUACUCCAACAUCAUGGGUUUCGGGUCAGCCCGACCAAGAGUGUGAUCCUGCUGCAGGUCGAUGGCCCCAAAGCCUCGCAAAUUCUCGGAAAACUUCGUUUUCGGGAGCAGGGGCAGCCCAGGCUACGAUUGGCCACAGACCUGUCUUUUCCCAUCGUUCGCAGACACACCUACUUAGGCAUGAUCAUUGGAUAUGGGGCGUUCGAGCACCAUUCGGUAGCCUAUCGAUGCAAGCGUGCCACCCAGGUCUUCGCACGGCUGCGACAGGUGCUCUGUGGGCGCCACAGCCUCAGCAUGCACAAUCGCAUCCGGCUGUGGCGAGCGAUCGUGUGGCCUUCAUUGCGAUACGGCCUCUCCACCCUGCCGCUGGAGCCCAAGUCACUGCAGAGAGUGCAAGGAGUUGCCGCCAGACAGCUCCGAAUCAUCACGCACAGCCUGGGACACGAAACUCACAAAACUAACCUGGAGCUGUUCGCUGAGCUCCGGUUCCACCCUGAGUCACUUCUGCGUGCAGAAGCCCAAGCUAACAAAGAUCGAUUCGAAGCUCUGUCUGAGGCCCUGCAGCUAGAACGUACACGCCAAUGGCAUCACCUUCUUCUAGCCUCCUUGGCGAGAUCCCCAGACGAGCCUGUUCAUUCACAGCCCCAGCCGCCACCAGCGAACGAAACUUCGGCUGACACAGAGCAGGCCACGCAGGCACCCCCGGUGCCGGUGAAUCGCACACACUUCUCAGGACAAAGUCGGAAGCUCAGCCCAGCAAGAGUGCCGGCCAAGCUCGUUGAGGUAGGCGAAGUGACCCGCCCCUUUGCGUGUCCGGAUUGUCCCUGCACCUUUGCCACAGCAGCCACUUUGCAAACUCACAGAGCCCAGAAGCAUGGAGCCAUCAAACGUGGCACAGUCAGGCGAGCCACCCAGCAGCAGAACCAGGUGGAACAUUCCUUAGGUGGGGUGCAUUUCAGAGCCAAGCACAAGACCUUGCACAGCCGGCUCGAGCAAACAGAGGCAGCAGCCAAAGGCAUAGCGGUUCAGCUGAGGAUGACCGCAACCGAGAUGGAGCAGGAGGACAGUCAGGAGUGGGAGCUGUACUCCAGGUUCAUGGCAAACCAGCCGGCACCCAAGCUGAGCCGCCCAUUGCCGUCGGCUUCGGAGAACGACCAGACACCGGACAAGGGCCGCGGCAAGAAGCAGCUCACCAAGGACGAACAGCAGGAGCUGCUGGACCUUCGCCAGCUGUGCGAACAGCUGAUCAGACUGGCAAUGCGCCACGAGGACAGCAUCAAGGCACUCCAGCUCGACACAUCGUUCGUGCUUUGGCUGCGGGUGGGAUUGCCGGGCGGCCUCCCCGAGAGCCUCCAUCAAGCUGCCGAGACAUGGAGAACGGAUCGAGAUCAGGGCUUGGCUCGCACCUCCCUGCGGCAUCAUCUGUGGCUCCACCUUUGGAAGGAGUUUCAGCGUCGCCUCACCCCGGCGCUCCUCACAGCCGAGAUCCAGUCCUUGAUGACGAAGCUGGGUUAUUUGAAGGACGGACACUGGGCCUUCCUCCGCUGGGAGGCCAACGAGGAGACAGGAGGACGGCUGAUCCCGGACACCGAGAAGAAGUCGCUGAACAUGCAGGAGGUCAGGGAGUCAGUAGAUCACAUCGUGCGUUUGAGCCAGGACGCGGAGCUGAUCACGCGCUUCUGCCCGACGCGUCCACUAGCAGCCGAACUGAAGGGACAGUCCAUUACAUUCCUGUGCUCGAUUGCCAACCGCUCGGCGCCCUCACACCAGCUACACGCAGCAUUGCAAACCCUGUGCUCCAAUGCCAGUUGCCAAGUUCUGGGCAUGGCGAUCAAACCAGAACGCCUCGCUCGGAGCCCACUGGCCAAUGCUCUGGCUCGGCAGCUUCCAGCAGCCCAGUCGCGGACUCAGCAGCUGCUAAAGCACUCACGAAAGGCCCCGGGACUGCAGCACGACGCAGCUGAGUUUCUCAAAUCCUUCCAGGUGGGAGCCAAUAUGAACGCUUUGAGUGGAGUAUGGCAAGCACGCACCACUGAAGGAGAGGUGCGAUACCUGGGAGACACCUCUCCCCUGCCUUUGUCGGUGCCCCUGGUUGCUGGCGCUACGGUGCAAGAACUUGUGAACUCAUGGACUGCCCAAGCCCAGGUCCAUGCGCUGUGGCAUCCUCCUGAGUGCAUAGCUUUGCAGCUUUCGCGAUACGGCCCGCAUGGUAAACUUCACACCCUCUUAAGGCUUGACGAUGAAGUGGUGCAAAUUCCUAGCUUUGUUGCAUCGGACACUCGUGUAUGCAAUGUCGCAUAUAAGCUGCAAGCCGUCGCGGUUCACUUGGGAAACACUCCUACGGAGGGCCAUUACCGAGCUGCCUUGCUGGACGAAGGCAACAAACUCUGGUAUGCAGACGACGGCAAACCCGCCACUCUUGCAAAUGCCAAAAUCAGGCAUGAGAUUCAAGCCAACUGCUAUGUUCUCUACUUAACUCGAGUGUAA
This is a messenger RNA of Symbiodinium sp. CCMP2592, 4734 nucleotides long. Lineage: Eukaryota; Dinophyceae; Suessiales; Symbiodiniaceae. The record is from the annotation of a GenBank genome assembly.